AUGUUUGAACAAAAAAAUGUAAAUAUGCGUGCUCUCAUCGAAGCCCUGCAAGCUCCGAAAGCUAACAAUCACGUAGAUUUGCCCGAGUUCAACCCUGACAAGGCGGAUACGGACCCGAGACCGAGGUGCGCGACAACAGAUUUGUGUUUUGCCGAAAAUCUACUGCACGGCGUUCAACUUGUUUUGGCGGUUAGUAAGGCGUUGAAAGGCACAGCAUCGACUUGGCUAUCACAGACAGCAUACCAAGGAAUGUCAUGGAGUGAGUUUAAGAUACUGUUUACGACGAGAUUUAUUUCUACUGAAACAUUAGCGGCUACCCUCAUUAGCCUCAGUAGUGAUAAACCGAGUGAAAAAGAAACGCUAGUUGCUUACGCGAGCCGUUUGAUGACGUCACUCACUAACCGUUGGAAGGACGCAAAUAAAGAACAAAUUGUAGUAGCAACCGUUCUUGCCCACAUAUCUCAGUUUGAUUCGAGACUACAGCGCCUGGCGUUUACAACCGAUAUUACAUCGAGGGAUAGGUUGCAGCAAGAACUUCAUGUGUUUCCACACUUGAAACGUAAGAUUAACACUCAGGGUGAAUUUUCAAAUGCACCUGACGGUCAUAGGCGAUCAGAAUGUAAAAGCAAACCCAUGGAUAGCAGAAGGCGGCCUACAACAUCUUUAUCAUUGAACCAAACGGUCCAGCAACCCCCAGUGAAGCCUUUGGUCUGCUUAAAAUGCGGAAAACCCGGACACAUCGUGAUCCGGUGUACAAACGGAGGCAGCCUAGUGGAGAGCUGCGCGUAG
Molecule: messenger RNA, 789 nt
Organism: Parnassius apollo (apollo)
Lineage: Eukaryota; Metazoa; Arthropoda; Insecta; Lepidoptera; Papilionidae
Source: the annotation of a GenBank genome assembly